AAGACAUUAUUUUUAGUUAUAUCAGAAUAAUGUAUUGUAAUGACAUUUAUCUACACUUGUUUUGUCAUCUGUCGUCGAUUUUCAUGUUACAAGUAGUUGGACACUUGCCAGACUCGGACUUUUAGCACGUGUUUGUGCUAUAGUAAGUCUGUCCCAGGUUACCAUUUGGCGUUUACCUUUCCAUAGGUUGUUAGGAUUAAGCCAACUUUUAGCAUGUUUAGAGAGACAGAGCUCUUCUUCUGGCUAGAACAGCUGUAGAAGUGUUUUAGCAUGUUUAGACUCGGAAUAGACAGCCUGCGCCAGUCUAGAAUGUUGUUAUAAAAAGAAAAUCGAAACCAAAUAUGAUAUUAUAAUAAGAAUUACAAAACGGUUAAAAAUUAUACACCUCCAAAUGCCCAGUAUUAACCUGUUAACUGUUAACACAUGUUGACAAAUUGACCUACAACAUAGCCAUCAAUGGGAAGUAACAUGCUAAAAUUGCAUCAUUUAAAAUUAUAAUAUUGAUAAUAUUAAAGCCUACAUGUUAACAGUCAAAUGUUAAUUAUCAAAGUAACUUAAGAAAGUUUAUUUUUUUUAUAUAUAAAUGUCGCCUUCCUGCACAUGCCAUGGCCUGAGGAGCUUUUUUAUAUGUGCCUUUUAAGCGUGCAUGCCUAAAAUUGAGAAAUGUGUUCAGCAUGCUUGUUAUUUGAGAUACAUGUAGAGAAAGUUAAAAGCUAGUUCAUGGUCUAUGAUAAGAUGAGUAGGGAAGACUACUACCCAAUGGAGACGAAGGGGAGCCCUAGGAGCUACAGUCCUCACAAGAAUGGUUGUCUGAUGGACAGGAACUCUGAGCAAACAGAGAGCUUCCUACCUGUCAAGGUAGAACCAGGCCUAGACUCUCUGAACAAAAAUCCUGAGGACUUCACAUGCAUGCCAGAGGAGGAUAAUACUCCACCUGACAGAUUCAGAUUAGUUUUUUUCAUCAUGGUUAUACAUGGAGUUGGAAUUCUGAUGCCUUGGAACAUGCUUAUCAAUGCAAAAACAUACUUUGAGGAAUACAAGUUGGGCAAGAAUGAGACAGAGGUUGUGGAGCUGAAGGGGAAGUUUAUGUUUUACCUAGGAAUCUUCUCACAGGUCCCAAACUUUGUUAUGAGUGGUAUCAACACUUUCUGCCAGUGUGGAGGACAAGCAUCCCCUCGGAGAAUCAUCAUCUCUAUUAGCGUGAUGAUUUGUGUUUUCAUCGCCACAGUUGUCCUAGCCAUGGUGGACUCCAGUGAUUGGUCGGUUGAGUUUUUCUGGAUCACUAUGAUGACAGCUGUCAUUCUGAACAUGGCUACUGGUGUGUACCAGAAUAGCACAUUUGGCUUGGCAGCCAUUUUACCAAUGAAGUAUACGAAUGCAAUUGUGUUGGGAACAAACCUCUCUGGUGUGUUUAUAGCUGUUGUUAACAUCAUCAGCAUCAUAAGUGCCCCUGACCCUCGUACUCAGGCUAUAUACUAUUUUGUCUCUGCCAUUGCUGUUCUACUGAUAGCAUUUGAUGCCUACUUCCUUCUUCCAUUGACUAAAUUUUACCAGCAUUUUCGAGCAGCAAUCCGUAGGCAACAGAACACAAGUGGUCCAUCACGUACGUUCUCAGAAACCUGCUCUCUGUUUGGUCAAGUUCUGAAGAAGAUCUGGGUUCAAGCUCUCUGUGUGUGGUUUGUUUUCUUCGUAACCUUGACAAUAUUUCCAGGCAUUUGGAGUAAUGUAUCCAAAAAAGACUUUCCAAUUGAAGACAAGUACUGGGUGGCUGUGUUUUGUUUCCUUAGUUUCAAUGUCUUUGCAUUUCUUGGAAACAUAGUGUCAGAGUGGGUUAAAGUUCCUGGCCCACGUUUUAUUUGGAUUCCAGUUCUCUUGCGAGGUCUUCUCAUCCCCUUCUUCCUCUUCUGUCGAUUUGAAGUGGAGAACAAAGAGCGUACAUUUCCAAUCCUAAUUGAUAAUGAUUAUAUUUACAUUGUGGGCGGGAUUGUUCUUGCCUUCACUAGUGGAUACUACAGUAGUCUUACCAUGAUGUAUGGUCCAAAGUUGGUUGAGCCUGAAGUGGCAGGAAUUGCUGGGAUGAUAAUGGCUUUCUGUCUUGUGAUGGGAAUAACCACUGGCGUCAAUUUCUCUCUAGCUGUGGCAAGCAUGGCAACAAAGUGAAGAUGGGACCUUGGACCAAAGAAACCAAACAGCCUGGAAACUGUCAAAAUAUCACAAAUACUGCCCUCCUAAAACAGUAACAAAUCAGGCACAUUCUGUGUUUUUACAGCAUUCGUUCAUGUAUAUGAUGCCAGUCAACAUAUGUACUAGUUAUGUAAAAAGGGCAUUCUUUGACAUAUCGAAUUCUGGGAAAUGACUAAAUUAAAACCAGCUUAAAUCGCAGACCUGAUUUCAGUUGUGUGUACUCUUUAUAAUUUUACCAGUAGGAUGUAGAAACAAGUACACAUUUACAAAUUUUUAGUCCUACUAUUUUGUCAUACCCUAAUAAACUGGGAUUACUAUUUGAUUAUCAUCAUGGCUGCUGUCUGCUAGUCCCACUUUCAUGUCCAUAACUUUUUAGCUUACCUAAAUUGAAGGUUGCAGUGAGCUUUCUUAAAGCUUUUGUCUAAUGUGUAUCUGUACUUCCUCCAUUUGUAAACUUUCACUUUUUUACCUUAUCUCCAGAAUCACAUGGCCAAAUUUAACCAAUCUUUGUACAAGCAUAUUUAUGAUAAGAAACAUCUAAAUUGUUAAAAUUUAAGGAUUAUAAUGGAAGAACAUUUUUUUGAUACACAAAAUAAACAAUGCUGAAAAUAACCAAAUGCUUACUAUUCAAAAUUAUUGAAACUCAGAAUCCUAGAUCAACUAUGGAAGGUUCUCAAAAGUUAACAAACAAAUUAUUUUGCAAGAAUCUUGUUACACCUAUGAAUUUUUUAAAAAAAUAUAUUUUUUAAUUUGUUUCACCAAAUUAUUUGUCUAAUUAAGAACCGGUGUGUUCAGGUUCACAGAAUGGCCCAUGGACCUCUUGUUUAAUGAGAAAUAUCAGAGAUGCAAGCUUGGCACUAAGGUUGCUCAUGAUCUGAUGAUGUGUUAUGUGACUGUGUAACUGUCAAUGUCAAUAUUCCUAGGUCAAGGUUUUAUCAGACUAAAUUUUUGUAUUUCUUGAAAAGAUCCUUUUUCAUCAGAAUUUCUUUAAUGGCUUUAGUUCAUGUUUUUGUUAAGUGAUUAGAACUUUCAAACUUUCAGGUUAGAAGCUGUUGAAAUACAUGUACAAGCAUGUAGAUUCUGUAUGUUGUAAUUUUUUGUUUUGAACUAUUAUAGUUAUAUUUGUUGUAUAAUAAUUAUAUUAAAUCUUUGAGGCAAU
Messenger RNA from Magallana angulata, 3343 nucleotides. RefSeq names its product equilibrative nucleoside transporter 1-like. The record is from RefSeq and is a predicted model, not a curated record. Gene Ontology annotation, molecular function: nucleoside transmembrane transporter activity. The coding region runs from base 721 to 2160 and encodes 479 amino acids. Gene Ontology annotation, cellular component: plasma membrane. NCBI's taxonomy places the organism in Eukaryota, Metazoa, Mollusca, Bivalvia, Ostreida, Ostreidae. The transcript has 15 exons. Gene Ontology annotation, biological process: nucleoside transmembrane transport.